Messenger RNA from Drosophila willistoni, 2155 nucleotides. RefSeq names its product cytadherence high molecular weight protein 2. The record is from RefSeq and is a predicted model, not a curated record. The coding region runs from base 29 to 2080 and encodes 683 amino acids. The transcript is spliced from 2 exons. Lineage: Eukaryota; Metazoa; Arthropoda; Insecta; Diptera; Drosophilidae.
UGGAGGCAGAGGUCCAGCAAUAAACUUGAUGAAAAUGAAACCAAAGUAUUUUCAGAUGUUUUUGCUAUUAUUCGGAGUUCUGAAUCUGGUAGAAAGCAAGAGAUACUAUAAAUAUGAUGAUGAUAAUGAUAAUAAGUUUUAUGAAUAUCGCCGAGCUCAAAUUUUACGUCCCAGAAUGAUUAACCAUGAGUCGAUAAAUACGUGCCAUGACUAUAAAAAAAUUGCACGUUGGAUUAACGAUCAGGUAGUCCGAACAGACAAAUUGAAACAUUUCAAUCGACAUUUGGGUAAGCUUAUACAAUCUCUUAAUGACUCUGAAACGAAGGAGCAUUGUUGUUUCUAUGAAAAACUCACUAUGAGCAGGAUUUUUGAAAACAUUAAUAAGUUGGCCAAUGAAACUGCUCGGCCUAAUAAAGAAUUGGGCAAGGAUUUGGAUCAAAUAUUAAAAAUGAUAAAGAAUCUCCUAAGCAAGGACAUGAAAACUUGCUGCGAGCAAUUAUACGAAGCCCUCAUAAAACUUGAAUUGAAUUUCCAAAAGCAAUUAAAUGAUCUAAAGAAAUCCACCGAGCAAAACAAUGAGAAUCGCAACCAACAAAGAGAUAAACUUAAGAAGGAGCAAACGGAACUGGAGAAACAAAUAAAAGACUUAUCCAGCCAUUUAGUUAAUAUGGAAAAACAAGUUAAAGACAAUGAGUCCACAGCCACCAAUUGUUGUAACAAAUCAGAAGAUAAAAUCAAACAAUUGAAUGACACAAUCCAGGCCGAGAGAAAGGCAAUAGAAGAUGAGGCCAACAAUUUGAAAAAUCAAAUAAAUCACUUGACUGAAAAUCAAAGUGAACAAAAUAACUCCAUAAAUAAUGCCACACAGACAGUAAAUUCUCGUACAGAAAGCAUUGAGAGUGCUCUCAAAAAGUGCGAAUUGAGUGAAACUGCUUCCGAUCAAUUAAAAAACUCUUCAGUUUUGGAAAAGAGAAUUCAAGAGCUUGAGGACAUUACUAAAAUACUAUCUGAUCGCAUUUCUAAUAAUGGUAGUAUUACUCCAGUUUGUCAGAAAAUCGAGGAGGAUAUGCUACAAUUUAGAAACUUGACAGCAAAACUUCAAAAAGUUCAGAAGAAAGGCAAUGAAUAUUUGCAAAAUAAAGUACAAAAACUGGAGAAUCAAAUGGAAAUUUCUAAAGGAUGUUGCGACAAAAUACAAAAACUUGAGGACAAUGCAAUAAAGAUACGAAAUGAUAUUACAACAAUGAAUACGAGUUAUAAUGAACACAUUAAAGGACUCGAAUCAAGAUUAGAGGAGCUUAAAAACCGUUUGGAUGAAGCUUUGAUGAAAGUAAGCAAAGAAAACGACUCGAAAAAUGGAAAUGACCGUAAUGAACUUUCUCAAAGUAUCAAGGACCUACAACAACAACUUAAUGAUGCAAAAAAUGAACUGAAACAAAUUUCUCAUCACAAGAAUGAAACCGAGGCUCAGAUUGAGCUCUUCAUUGAAAAUUGCAACAAGAAAUUCUCUGAAUUAAAUAAUUCUAUAAUUGCUGAAGUCAAAGCCAAUAAUGAACUUAUUGAGGAGUUCGAAAUCCGUUUAGAUAAAAUCGACGAAAGGCUGAAACACCAGAAUCAUAGCAUGUUAGAUUUAGUGAAACGCAUAAACCACUUGGAAACCCAUCUAGAAAUUCUAAAUAAAAAUAUAGCUAGGGUCCAAGAGCUGCAAAAUCGCAAGGAUGACCUGCAAAAGUUAAUAAAGGAUGAAUUAAACAAAAUAGCUAACUUGCAAGCUCAAGUUUCGGCAUGUGUGGUUAAAUGUAAGAAAAUGAACCAAGUGGAUGAUCUGAUUGAUCGUAUUGAGGACUUGGAAAAAAUUGCCAAAAAUUGUCCACACACAACGCAAAAACCGAAAAUUGUUCUUGAGAAGUCAACCACAACAACUGCGAAACCUGCGACACCUGCGACAACUACGAGAAAAAGAAAUCGUAGGCCAUCUGGUGUCAUUGGUGGCGCACACGACGCGGCGGAAAAAUGGGGGGAUGACUGGCUUAAAAAAACCAGAAGGACUAAAGUUGAAUUUAACCAAUAUGGAAACUGAUGUUUUGUUUAGAAUAAUCAGAUAAGAUUUUGAUGUCGAAUUUUCGAUAACAAUAAACAAAUUUCUCACUUCAAA